AUGGAACCUACAAAGGACUCCGCAAUCACCCAAGAAAACUUCAAAAAAAUACACAAAGAGGCAAUUAAAGAAAUAACUCGAUAUACCAAAAAACAAAAGGCAGCUCUCUCGGAAGAAGUCACUUUUUACCGAACGGUCGAUUCCCAAUUCGCCAACCAAUUAGAUGGGUUAUCUGAGAGAAUCAAAACAAAAUUAAACCAAAUGAUCGCGAAUUUCGAUCUUAACGGCUCUGAAAGAUACGAAGGUGCUACUGAGGCUUUUGAUGCUGAUACAUGGUACUCAGAUAUAAUCAAAAUGAACGACGUCUUAAUGAAAAAAGCGGUCAAGGAAGUCAGCGGUCGUCGUAAUAAACUUGCAGCUUUUCCUUCUCUAAUUCCGACCCAACAACCACUUCCUAAACAAUUAACUCCUAUAGCUGGAAAAGUACAUAAAAGGGUUAGGUCAGGUGAAGUUAACGGCGGACAUUCAAGAUUUAUUGGUCGUCCACAAACAAAGUUUGAAGAUAAGAUUGAUAAUUCUGGAGCUCCAUUUGUCCCAAAACUUCCGGAUAAACCUAAUUCACGAGUACCACUAGAUAUAGAAGGAAUAAAAGAUGGAAAAUGUAAUCCUCAUCCAUAUCAUUAUGAAAUAACGAAUAUUACAUAUCCAAGUCAGAUUUUUGAAUAUAAGGAACCUAUCGAAUAUCUUCCCAUCCAAUCAACUUCAUUUACUUGGGUUGAUAAAUUGGAUGAAUUGUUAGAUAUGUGUAGGAAACUCGAAAAUUCUCAAGAAAUUGCAGUUGAUCUUGAACAUCACAGUUAUCGAUCUUAUCUUGGUUUUACCUGCCUUUUACAAAUAAGCACGCGCGAAGAAGACUUUGUUGUAGAUGUUUUGGAAUUAAGAAGUCGUCUUCAUUUACUUAAUAAGUCUUUCACAAAUCCUAAUAUCUUAAAGGUUUUACAUGGGGCAGAUUAUGAUAUUAUUUGGUUACAAAAAGAUUUUGGUGUUUAUGUUGUCAAUUUGUUUGAUACAGGUGUUGCAUCUCACGUUUUGGAAAUGCCUCAACAUUCGUUAGCUUAUUUGUUAAAACAUUAUUGUAAUGUGGUUGCGGAUAAAAAAUAUCAACUGGCGGACUGGCGGUUGAGGCCUCUAACAGAAGAAAUGUUAAAUUAUGCGCGCGCUGAUACACAUUAUUUGUUAUAUAUCUAUGAUCUUAUGCGUAAUGAACUAAUAACGAGUUCCUCCGAUCAACUAACAUUAGAUCGUUUAAAAGAAACUUUUGAUCGUUCAGCUCAGGUUUCACUUAGAGUCCAUGCGACUUUCCGUUAUAAUAAAAGUGGAGAAGGGCCAGGAGGGUAUAAGAAGUUGUUGGCAAAAUGGAAUGCAUCUUUUAAUGAAAAACAGGCUCUUCAUGAAUGGCGAGAUUGUAUUGCAAGAUUGAAGGACGAGGGGAUAGUUUACGUGUUACCAAAUAAGAUGCUCUCUCUUCUCGCCGAGAAAAUGCCAGAAAAUCUGGAUGAAAUUGGAGAAUGUCUAGGUUAUAUUCCCCCUCUCGUUCGAGCGAAUGUAUUUGACGUAAUUAUGCAAAUUGUAAAUGCUAAAAGUAAAACAUCACAAGCAUCAACAUCAACGUUAAAUAAUCCUACCACUCAAUAUAAAGUUGUGUAUAAUAAAGAAAGUUUAAAUCAAAUGGAGGUGUUUGAAUCCGAAAAAAUUUCGGCAUCGAUAUUAAAUAAUACCAUUACUAGGGAUAAUGUUGUAUAUAAUAAAGAAAGUCAAAGUUCAAAUCAAAUGGAGGGAAUUGAACCCACAGGAGGAUUGAUUUUGGAUGUGCCAGGGUUGAAAUACCGAGGAAGUGAUUUUAGUAAAAAUGAAUCCCUAUUAUUUGGUGACACUCUUAAUAAUGAAACCAAAAUAAGGGACGAAGUGAAAGGGCGUGUCGCGGAAAUAGUGUCUAGUUUUAAAUCCUUUGUACCAGUACUUCCUAGAUUAAUAACGACCAAAACUUCAGUAAAACGUCCCUUCGAGGACGAAGAUGUUGCCGACAAAAAAGAUCGACGAAACCGUUUACGAAAAGAAGAAAGUAUCGAUUCAAAAAAUACUGAAAUUAAGGAGGAGAAAAUCAAAGAAGAAACGAUUGGCACCACAUCAGCAAUAACCAAUCAAGAUAUAUCAACCACCACCCAAAAAGACACAUCAACCACUAGCCAACAAUAUAAUUCUACCUUUAGUCAAUAUGAAAAAAAUUGGCUCCGGUGUUGUAUGGUUAUGUAA
Diversispora eburnea is the source of this 2253-nucleotide messenger RNA. The record is from the annotation of a GenBank genome assembly. NCBI's taxonomy places the organism in Eukaryota, Fungi, Glomeromycota, Glomeromycetes, Diversisporales, Diversisporaceae.